GCGUCCCAACAGCGUAAUAUAGCAAAACGAAACAAAUACAAAAUUACAUUUAAUCUAUAUAUACGCCGUAAUCCCAAAAUCACAGACAUUAUGGCAGCCACAACAACAACAACAACAGCAGCAAACAAAUCACCACAGCAACAACAGAAAUGUUGCAGGCAGCAGCAUCUUCAUUUAGCAGCAACCAGCAACAGCAGCAACAACAACAACAGCAGCAACCGCUUCAACUUUAACUUCAGCUCCAGCAUAUCCAUCGUGUUUGUUGUCGUGCUCGGUUUGCUGCUGGCGGGGAACUGUGUCAAUGGGCAAAUUGAUGGUUAUAUAGCUGGUGAGGAUUAUCCAGCUUACGAUGCAGUUCCGCAAGGAUUGUCCUUCAACUGCCAAGGACGACAGCCAGGAUACUAUGCGGAUACAGAGACGCGUUGUCAGGUCUGGCAUUGGUGCUUGCACUCUGGACAUCAAUACUCCUUCCUCUGCCCCAAUGGAACCGUCUUCAAUCAAGCUGUGCGCGUCUGCGAUUGGUGGUCAAAUGUGAACUGCGCCAGCUCUGAGCAAUUGUAUCAGAAUAACGAUGAACUGUACCGUAUACCAGAGCGCAAUCAGCAGCAACAGCAGGACGUAUGAUAUAAGGCUGAUGAUGAGUAUAAAAUGGCAAUUGAGAAAGCACAAACAACAACAAAAGCAAAAGCGGACGCAGUGAGUCGGCAACGAGGAGGCAGACAGCGACAGUUUCUGUCACAAAAUAGAAGCAGCAGCAACAAUAACAUAGACACAAGCAAGCACACUAGCAACAGAAUCGUAGAUGACACCGCACCAACAAACUACAAUAAAAUGACCAAAAAUAGUUUUAGAGGCAGUUUGAGAUUCCAAUCAAAUACUCAAUCGUCGUACUCAUCAUCACAGCAGCAGCAGCAACAGCAACAAAAUAAUUUUAGUAAAGUAAAUAGUAAAUAUGAAAGUAGUGAAAAUAGUAGCAGCAGCAAUAGUCGUAAGCACACCGAUAGAAAUAGAAUUAGCAGACCCAACAAUUAUCAAAAUACUAGUAGCAUAGUUAACUCUCCUCCUAGGCACACAACAAGUAACAGCAACAGCAAGAACAACUACAAAAGCAAGCAACGCGGAAGCCACCGUUAUAAUACGAAUAAAUUCGAAAACGACGACGAGCUGAAAGAUUACAAAAGUAAAAUCAAAAAUAAAUUCAACAUUGAUUAUGAUCAUUCUUUAGACGAAGAAUAUGAAAUAAUUGAGGCCAUUGAAUAAGCAAUGAAUGAAAUUCUCGAGAACGUAUCUAAAUUGUUUUGUAGUUGUUUUUGUGUGUUGCAUCAUUUCCAGAUUACCAUUUAAAAACUCAUUACACAAAAUCACUUCAUUAUUAUAAAAAUCAUGUACCUGCAACAAAUAAAAAUUA
Messenger RNA from Drosophila nasuta, 1408 nucleotides. RefSeq lists its product as uncharacterized. Gene Ontology annotation, molecular function: chitin binding. The coding region runs from base 91 to 624 and encodes 177 amino acids. NCBI's taxonomy places the organism in Eukaryota, Metazoa, Arthropoda, Insecta, Diptera, Drosophilidae. The transcript has 4 exons. Gene Ontology annotation, cellular component: extracellular region. The record is from RefSeq and is a predicted model, not a curated record.